Molecule: messenger RNA, 2247 nt
Organism: Fusarium poae
Lineage: Eukaryota; Fungi; Ascomycota; Sordariomycetes; Hypocreales; Nectriaceae
Exons: 2
Coding region: 1-2247 (748 amino acids)
Biological process (GO): regulation of glycogen biosynthetic process
Cellular component (GO): protein phosphatase type 1 complex
Molecular function (GO): protein phosphatase 1 binding; glycogen binding
Source: RefSeq, a predicted model, not a curated record
AUGCCUUACACGCCGCCCUCCCACCGAUCUCCCGCCUCCUCAGCCUCUACAUCACCUGUAGCGAGCCGGAGGUCGUCGCUUCAAUCGAGCCCUCGACCUAGCCUACCACGAUCUGCCUCAUAUCUUACAAAGCAUCGACGAACACCUUCAGCUUCUGCUCUUAGCGAUGGAUCGACAGGAACGCUGACACCGCAGGGGACUUCGGAGGACCUCAAGAGCAUGGGUACAGCAGUUCCUUCUAGCGUGCGGCAAUCACCACCACCUGUGACAGACGAGCGCACGAUGCCCAUGGGUGCUAUCAUCUCCCCACCUGACUCCGCUUCCUCCGGUAGCGACGAUGAGGAGCAAGGUCCCCAAAUCCGAGGUCGAAAGCUUGACAAGGCUCUACGAGACGCCGUCAGCCCAAUCCCCAUGCAGCGCACAUCAUCACCCGAACGAACACAACAGAUCAAGCACCAAGACAGCACGGAAACGUUGCAGCUUCGGCCCCGCAAAGACAACAUGCACCUCAGCUUUAGCACAAGUGCACUUGGUGAUCUUGCCAAGGGACGCAAGAUGGGUCACGUUCGAUCAGCUACCGAACCCAACGCUGGCCUAAACAAGGACAACUCACAGUCUGUGUCAGAGGAGGAGACUGACGAAGACUUGCUUAAGAAGCCUCAAAUGGUACGCAAGAAGUCUGGUGAGCUCGUCCGACCUGCACUUCGUCCCUCUUCACGCCGUCGCCCCUCAAGCAUGCCUGGUACCCCCAUCUUCUCCAAGGCUGUCCACUUCGAUUCACACCUUGAGCACGUCCGACACUUCCUCCAAGUGGAUCGACCUCUUGCUGUGAGCGCUGGCUCUUCACCUAUCGACAGCUAUGAGAGCGAUACCGAGUACCCCUUCCCUGGCAACGGCAAGCAGACUGCCCGUGCCCCUCCUUUCGAAUGGGAGAUCCUCACAACCAACUUCCCUCACGACUCUGUGGCUCGUAAGUCGUUGCCUGUCCGACUCGAGAAGGUUUGGCUCUCGGCCGACCAGAAGUCUCUAUUGGGUUCAGUGGCUGUCGCCAACAUUGCCUUUAACAAGGCCGUUACAUGCCGUUUCACCCUGGAUUACUGGAAGACCACCUCGGAGGUCGCCGCCGACUACAGCCACGAGAUCCGCCCCCGGGAAACACCGCUUGGCCAUGACCGCUUUACCUUUUCCAUCAAGCUCGCCGACACCGCCAACCUUGAGUCCAAGACCCUGUUCCUCUGCGUUCGCUACACCGUCAAUGGACAGGAGUACUGGGACAACAACACCAACUCCAACUUCCAGGUCGACUUCCGCAAGAAGCAUCUCCCUAUGAAUGGCAAGAACAACUUCCAGGGCGCUUCUUCUCGGUCGGCCGGUGGUCUUCCCCGGAGCAACCGACGCACCAGCAACGCCAACGUCCCUCGACCCAAGUCGAUGCCUGUUGGCUUCGGUGAGUUUGGCGAUGACGCGAAGCUCAGCUACGACCAACCCAUCCACGAGUUUCUCGGCGAGUCUGAGAACAGCACUGGUGGUCUUCGCCUCAAGUCUAAGUCGGCUGGCAACCUGGCCAGUGACAACCUCUCUAAGGACUUUGGCUCACCCAGUGGCCUCGCCUUCUCCAACCGCUACGACUUUGGUGCUUCCCUCAGCGCUGCCGUCCAGGCUGCCAAGGAGAAGGAAGCCGCCCAGGACAAGGAUGGUCUUUACAUGAAGGCCAACGUCCGGAGUUCCAAGCCCAUCCUCGUUGUCCCUCAGCCUCCCACCACUGUUAAGAGCCCCACGAUGGCUACCGGAGCUACCUCUCCCAACUCUACAAUCUCCAGCUCGUCAUACGAGGAGCUGGUUAACAAGUACUGCUUUUUCGGAUCAAAGCAGUCGAGCCCUAGCAUGAUGGACGGUACCCUCAGUGGUGCUCGCUUCGACCCGGCCACCGCUGGCAAUCACCGCCAUACCACCUCGCUUGGAAGUCCCAACGGGUACACCCACCACGCCGGCCCUGCAGCUCACCAUACCCUUCAACUGGGUGGUGCUUUCAGCCCACAGUCGGGCUCUUCAACACCCAAGGAUGGAUUCCGUGCCAACACCGCAUCGCCUUCCCCGAGACCCUCUGCCACUGCACGGUCGGCUUCACCCGCUUUUGUCUCUUUUGAUGGUACUCCCUCUAACGACCUGUCGUACCAUGUCCAACAACAAUUGAUGGACCGAUUUCCCUGGUCAGGCGAUGGCCAUGCUACGGCGAUCCGAGGAUAG